AUGCCGACUAGCCACGACACGAAGAAAUGGCUGCAUCACCUCUGGAAACCUGCAUCGAGUGAGGGCGUGAUACCUAAUAUAGAACCACCACGCCUCGCCCCACCGCGCCCACCACGGCCAGAGCCUGGCGUCAUCAGGAACGUCAAUGCAUGGCUCGACGCAAGCAUGGAGACGCCGCUGAUGGGCGGGCUGCCGUACUGGAAAGCGGCGUCUGCAGUGCCCCCGAUCACAAGCACAGACGUGCAGUACGCCGUGCCAAUCGUGCGACCUCUGACGCCGUCCAGCCAGCAGGUGAAGUCGUUCUGCCGCCGCGCAAAGAAGAUGCACGCCAAGGUGUCUGGCAGGCAGUCAAAGUCGAUGCUGAGUCCCCACGAACAGCCACAGCUCUUGACGUCGAAGCCUGGCCGUACGAACUCGCUCACGGCCCUUGCGCGCGAAGACUCGAUGGGCGACCUCUCUGAAGCACCCACCUACUCGUCAGGACGCCCGCCGCCGUCGUACCGCUCACGCACUGCCUCGAUACUCACCACGUCCUCGUUUGGCUGCGUCGACGGCAUGAGCCCGGCCCAGCGACAGGUCAGCCAGCAGCGGGCGAUGAAGUGCCGCGGGGUGAGGGGCAGGGUGAAGGAGCUGCGGAGGAGGUUGGGUGGCUUGUAA
This is a messenger RNA of Ascochyta rabiei, 657 nucleotides long. RefSeq lists its product as uncharacterized. Lineage: Eukaryota; Fungi; Ascomycota; Dothideomycetes; Pleosporales; Didymellaceae. The transcript has a single exon. Bases 1 to 657 code for a protein of 218 amino acids. The record is from RefSeq and is a predicted model, not a curated record.